CGUACUGAUUCCAAUUUGCUUUAGGCAUUGGCAUUGUUCCACAGUUAAUGUGAGACUUUGAGAGGCCAAGACAUGGGUGAAGAUUCAGCGAAAACAACCUUCUCACUCUGGGAUUACAUUCUCUUCGCCGGGAUGUUCCUGAUCUCUGUUGCCAUUGGGAUAUUUUUUGCAUUUCGCUACAGAGGGAGGAAGAAGGUGGAGGAGUUUUUCACCGGGGGGAGGCAGAUGUCAGCGCUGCCUGUGGGACUCUCGCUCUGUGCCAGCUUCAUGUCAGCGGUUCAGGUGCUCGGGGUGCCCGUGGAGGCAUACAAUUACGGAAUCAAGUUCCUGCAGAUGUGCCUGGGACAGACGCUGAAUGCCAUCCUCACUGCCUAUCUCUUCCUGCCCAUCCUCUACCGCUUGGGAUUAACCAGCACCUAUGAGUAUCUUGAGCUACGAUUCAGCAGGGGCCUACGACUGUGUGGGACAUUGCAGUUCUUGGUCGCGACGGUCCUGUACACGGGGAUUGUCAUUUAUGCUCCUGCGCUGAUAUUAAACCAAGUUACUGAGCUGAACAUUUGGGUUUCCCUGUUAUCUACAGGAAUCAUCUGCACAUUCUACACAACUGUGGGUGGGCUGAAGGCUGUGGUCUGGACUGAUGCCUUUCAAGUCAUCACCAUGAUGUCUGGCUUUCUUGCUGUCAUCAUCCGGGGCACCUAUUUAGCAGGAGGAACAGGCAAAGUUCUGGAGAGUGCUUACAAUGGGUCCAGGAUCAAUUUCGGAGAUUUUGAUCCAGAUCCCAGGAGACGCUAUACGUUCUGGACGUUUGUGCUGGGUGGGACGGUGAUGUGGCUAUCGAUGUACGGGGUCAACCAGUCCCAGGUCCAGCGCUACAUCGCUUGCAAAACAGAGAAGCAAGCUCGUCUGGCCAUCCUGGUCAACCAGCUGGGCCUCUGGAUGAUCGUGAGCAGCGCGGCGUUCUGUGGCAUCAUCGCCUUCGCACUUUAUCGUGACUGUGACCCAGUGAGCGCUGGCCAUGUCACUACACCUGACCAGUUGAUGCCAUACAUGGUGCUGGAUAUUUUCAGAGACUACCCCGGAGUUCCAGGUCUGUUCCUUGCUGGUGCCUUCAGUGGAACAUUGAGCACCGUUUCUACCAGUAUUAAUGCAAUGGCAGCAGUCACUCUGGAGGACAUCAUCAAGCCCAGGGUGAAAACCUGGUCUGAAAGGAGGUUGAUCCUGAUAUCAAAGGGGCUCUCCUUGUUGUAUGGUCUGGCUUGCAUCAUCUGUGCUGCUCUGGCCUCUCUCCUUGAAGGAGGAGUUUUGCAGGGCUCCUUCACGAUUAUGAGUGUCAUCAGUAACCCUUUGCUUGGGGCGUUCAUCCUUGGAAUGUUCCUGCCAGCAGCCAACACCAUGGGGGUAUUUUCGGGUUUGGCGGCCGGCUUCGCGAUAUCCUUGUGGCUUUCCAUUGGGGGCAUCCUGCACCCGCCCAGCCCUGAGACCAUGGGUGUCCUGCCAUUCCACACAAACAGCUGCAAUGGUUCCUACAGGUCCAACACUUCACUCAAUGGCCAUGACACAGGAGGACAGGGUCCGGAGCCAUUGGGCAGGGCCGCUGAUAUUCACCAGUUCUAUGCCUUGUCUUACCUUUAUUAUGGAUUUCUGGGAACAAUAGUCACCAUAAUUAUUGGAAUUGGAGUCAGUUAUUUAACAGGGCCAACGAGGAGGGAAGACAUCGGCGCGGGUCUCCUCUGGUGGGAUCUUUCCAAAGAGAAACCCUCCUGUGCAGAAACCAAGAAACUACAAGUGAAAAAUGUAAAACACUGUUCCUCACCAAUGCAAAAACAAUCGGCAGCGUCAACUCUUCCAUAUAAGGAUGAGACGGACAUCGAUAAGCCAGACUCACCGGCCAAGGAAUGCUCGCGAAGGAACUCUAUCGCAGACGAAAGCAACUCCUUAGCCGAGGCGGAGAUUUACCUGCCCCCACUGGUGGAAACCUGUGUGUGAAUCAGAAGCUAAGCUGUGGAGAGUUCACUGAGACCUUGCGGAUCUACCAGAUGUAUUAGUACCUACUUAGUGCCACCCUGCAGGGCACUUAUUCCUCAUGGCCCACCUCGGUCCUCCAGUCUGAACACUACAUGUCCCGUGCUCUUUAAGAAAGCUAUCUGCUUGGGUUGUUCAAUGCUCUAUUAAAGAAUAUAAUUUACAUAGUGUUCAAAGUAAAUGUACAGGAAUGUUCGUCUCCAAGCCAGCAGGCUUUUGAGAUUAUUAUCCCAUCCAGGCUCAUCUCAAAACUCAUGGAACUUGGAGU
Molecule: messenger RNA, 2290 nt
Organism: Amblyraja radiata (thorny skate)
Lineage: Eukaryota; Metazoa; Chordata; Chondrichthyes; Rajiformes; Rajidae
Gene: slc5a5
Product: solute carrier family 5 member 5
Exons: 15
Coding region: 73-1986 (637 amino acids)
Biological process (GO): iodide transmembrane transport; sodium ion transport
Cellular component (GO): extracellular exosome; membrane
Molecular function (GO): symporter activity
Source: RefSeq, a predicted model, not a curated record